Molecule: messenger RNA, 171 nt
Organism: Capsicum annuum
Lineage: Eukaryota; Viridiplantae; Streptophyta; Magnoliopsida; Solanales; Solanaceae
Source: the annotation of a RefSeq genome assembly
AUGGCAGUUCCAAAAAAACGCACUUCGAGAUCAAAAAAACGUAUUCGUAAAAAUAUUUGGAAAAGGAAGACAUAUUGGAUAGCAUUAAAGGCUUUUUCGUUAGCGAAAGCUAUUUCUACUGGGGAGUCAAAAGGUUUUUUUUUGGUACGCCAAACAAAAAUAAAUAAGUAA